ACCAGAUGGGCAACAUCAUGUCCGGGUACGACCUCGUCACCAGAGUGACAGGAGCAGAUGUGUUUGGAAUUACUGUACCUCUUAUUACCAGUACUACUGGAGACAAACUGGGAAAGACUGCUGGAAAUGCAGUUUGGCUAAACAGAGAAAAGACUUCUCCAUUUGAGCUGUAUCAGUUUUUUGUCAGACAGCAAGAUAAUGUAGUUGAAAAAUACCUGAAGCUAUUCACCUUUCUUCCUCUUGAGGAGAUUGCCCACAUCAUGAAGAUGCAUGCCCAAGAACCUGAAAAAUGGGGCCCUCAAAAACGACUGGCUGCAGAAGUAACCAAGCUUGUCCAUGGUAGAGAGGGGCUAGAAUCUGCUAAGAGGUGCACUCAGGCCCUUUAUUACAGUAGUGUGGAGGCACUGGAAGCUAUGUCUGACCAAGAGUUAGAGGAACUUUUCAGACAAGCUCCUUCUGCUGAAUUGAUACUUGAACCUGGAAUGAGUGUUCUUGACUUGUGUCGCAAAGCAAAUGCCAUUCCAGACGGACCUAGUGGGUACCAGAAAAUUACAGACGGUGGAGUUUCAAUAAAUGGGAAUCGUGUAACUAAUCCUGAGGCUGUUCUUAUUCUUGGACAACAUAUCCUCAAGAAUGGAGUGUCAUUACUUAGGGUUGGAAAGAAAAAUUACUACAUUAUAAAAUGGCUGCAGUUGUGACAACAUAAUAUCCCCCUGAAACAACAGAUCAUUUCAACUCUGUUGCUUGAAGAUGUACCUGAAGAUGUUUCUGUACUGGGCAUUACUAUGCAGCUCACAAACUGCCCAAUGCCAUUAGCUGCUUUUUCAGAAUGCACCAAGAGAGUUCAAAUAAAGGCAGCUAAGUGAUACUACUGAAGAGAUUUUUAGAUACUCUGCCUUAGUCAAAGCACCAUUCCUAAGAGGAUCUGCACAAGAAGAAAGUGAAAAGAUUGAUUUCAAAGUCCAAAGAUGAAGAUGUGCUUCCCCUCCUUUAAGAACC
Acanthisitta chloris (rifleman) is the source of this 999-nucleotide messenger RNA. RefSeq names its product tyrosyl-tRNA synthetase 2, mitochondrial (gene YARS2). The coding region runs from base 6 to 698 and encodes 230 amino acids. Gene Ontology annotation, biological process: tyrosyl-tRNA aminoacylation. Gene Ontology annotation, cellular component: cytosol; mitochondrion. The transcript has 5 exons. Gene Ontology annotation, molecular function: tyrosine-tRNA ligase activity; RNA binding; ATP binding. NCBI's taxonomy places the organism in Eukaryota, Metazoa, Chordata, Aves, Passeriformes, Acanthisittidae. The record is from RefSeq and is a predicted model, not a curated record.